AUGGAAGGCCAAUGGCGCUCAGAAAUUCCAGAAGACAUGCGCAAGACGAUGAUUACUGAAAUGUAUCAUGAGCUGGCCCGUAUAUCGGGUGAGGUGGAUAAGCAGAAAGUGUGGGGAUCGGCGGCCAAGUUUGAGCUGAUGCUGUGGUCAAGCAGCCCUGAUCGGAACUCGUACUUGAUGAAAAUGCAGAGGAAGAUCGUGAGUCUCAAGAAAAAACAGGGCGCUGGCGACGCCAAUUUGAUGGCCAACGCAAACAACGUGGUAACGUCCAAUUCCAUGAAUCCCGCAGUCAACGGAAUGGCUCAUGGACUCAAUAUGAACAUGAAUGCGACCAUGAACGCACAGUUCCAGCAGAACAACGCUGUCGCUAGUCAGGCCAUGAACAACUUUCAGCAGCAAGCUCAGGUACAACCACAAUCUCAAGUUCAGGCCCAUGCUCAAGCUCAGGUACAAGCACAAGCUCAGGCUCAGCAACAGAAUGCCGCAGCGUUAGCUGCGAGUAAUGGUGCAACUGUAGGUGCCUCGACCGGUUUCAAUGCAGCAGUCGCCGCUGGGUUGAACUCAAGUAAUGCCGGUCCGACGGCGGCGGCAAAUAUUCCUACUCCACCCCAGCAGCAGGCGCAGCAAUGGUUGCAACGCAUCCAAGUGCAGUUUCAAGCCCAACAGCGGCAGCUGAUGCAUACGCAAAACCAAGAGACACAGCAGCUCCGGCAACAGCACAUGAAUCAGCAACAGCAGCUCUCUCAGCAACAGCAACAGCAAGGUGUUGCUCCUGACAUGCGGCGCCAACAACUGCAGACAUUACAACAGCAGCAUCAACUUGCGCGCACUCGGCUGCAACACCUGCACAAGAGCAAGCAACAGCAGUUACAGAGGAAGCAACAGCAAUAUCUGAUGCAGAAGCAGCAUCAACUUCAGCAGCAGCAACAACAAGGUUCAGUUGCAGCAGCGACAGCAACGGCUUCUACAAAUGGUGUUUCCUCUACGGCUAUGAUGGCUCCUUCACAAGCUGGUGUGGCGCCUUCCUCGCUGUCUCUUCCUAAUGCGACGACGGUGCAGACCUCGGCUCCAACAGUCUCAACGACUCAAGCAGCAGCAACACUCCCCACUGCUCAGCGUGGAGUGAAGCCGGAGCAACUUGCGGAUGCACACACCCAACAGGCAGCAAUGCGAGACAUGCAGCGUGCCCAAAAUGCAGCUCAGAUACACGCCGACAAUGGAUUGACGCAUCAGUUGUUUAACGGCACUGCAGCGUCCACAGCAUCGUCAACGCCUACUGGUGCGGCUAAAGGAACGGUCACAGCUACGACCACAGCAACAACAACUGAUAGCAGCAACCAGACUUACGUGGAGAGGCUGAAGGAGACAAAACAGAAAUACUGGGACGAUUUGGUGAUCGUCUAUCGUGAGUUUGAGCGCAUGGUGAAACAAAAACCGGCGAACCAGCAGCAAGAGCGUAUCAACACCUUCCUCGUGAACUUGAAGCGUAUCAUAGCGCUGUUACAGCAGGAUCCGUUAAAAGUCACAAGCAACAACAAGAAUGACUUGGAUCGUGUCGAGGCACAUAUUCAAAAACAAGUUCUACCUAUUUUGGAACGACUAAAAAACAAAACACGUGCUGCUGCGGCAACGGCCGGCAACAAUGGUUUAGCGGCAGCUCAGCAAGAGCAGAUGAAGAAAACUCAGGAAGCACAGCGGCUAGCGCAGCUGCAGGAACAACAGAAAAAAAUGCAAGAACAACAAAAGGCGGAAGCUCAGCGUAAGCUUCUUGAGGAGCAGAAAAAGAAAUUGCAGCUUGAAGCAGCAGCAGCAGCAGCUGCCGUUAAGAAACAAGAGAUGCUGGAGCAACAACGCAAACAAAAACAGAAACAACUUCAGGCUCAGCACGCUCAACAACAAGCUAUUUUGCAGCAACAGCAACAACAGCGGCAGCGAUUGCUGGCCCAGCAAGCGCAAUUAAAGGCUCAAAACCAAUUGCGCAUGAACGCAGCAGCUCCGCAGCAGGCUAAAACCGCUGCCGGGACCGUAGAUGUGACUCCUUCUGCCAUAGCAAAUGCGGGGGGCGAUCUCACUACCACAAGUACAACAAAUGGGACUGAUGUUUCACCUACUAACGCUUCACUACCGACUCCGAUUGACGUACCAGUCUCAUUAUCGCCUGGAGAGACCAGUACUUCGAGCGGAAUGGCGCCAUUGACCCCUGCGCAGUACCGGACGUUCAAGCUCCCCGAGGCACGCAAGCAACAGCUGACGGCCCAGCACGCUAAGCUGCGCGAACAGCAGCAAGAGCUGAUCAUGCAGCAAAGUCGAGCCAAGACGCCGUCACAUCAGGCAAAACUCGCGCACCAGGCUCAACGCCUUGCGCAGAUGACGAACAAGAUAUCGCAGCAGUUGGUGCAAUGCAAGCUGGCUGAGGAAUACGAACAGUCCAAGAGUAUGGGCAUGGCCACGGCCGUAUCGCAGCCGACACUGGCGCAGUCCACAGCAACGCCAGCUUCGCUCGACAAGACUAUAACUAUAAAGCCUGAGAUUGCCGCUUCUGGAAACGGCCUCGCUACAUCAGCGUCUGAAGUGACAGCACCGGCCACCACUCUUGCUGUCAUUAAGGAUGAAACGGCGGCAGUCAGUGCUGUUGCCGCCACUGUUCCGGGGAUGACUGCGAAGAAAAACGAUGACUUUAAGUCAGUGUUACCCGACAUGACAGGACUGGGUGCUUCUGAAAAGCUAUUGACUGCGGUAGCUGCUUAUGAAAAACACAAACCGGAUGUUUUGAAGCGGGGUGCGUUGCGGUUCUCGCGCAUUGCCGUGACGAUCGGCGCCAAGCUCAAUACGUCUUACGUGACCUCUUAG
Molecule: messenger RNA, 2850 nt
Organism: Peronospora farinosa
Lineage: Eukaryota; Oomycota; Peronosporomycetes; Peronosporales; Peronosporaceae
Source: the annotation of a GenBank genome assembly